This is a messenger RNA of Pterocles gutturalis (yellow-throated sandgrouse), 723 nucleotides long. Its product is annotated as lipoma-preferred partner homolog. NCBI's taxonomy places the organism in Eukaryota, Metazoa, Chordata, Aves, Pterocliformes, Pteroclidae. Gene Ontology annotation, biological process: cell-cell adhesion. The annotation marks the transcript as partial. The record is from RefSeq and is a predicted model, not a curated record. Gene Ontology annotation, cellular component: stress fiber; focal adhesion. The transcript is spliced from 5 exons.
AGUGUGUAUCCAAGCUCUGGCCCCACAUCAAGCACUCCUGCCUUCAGGCCUGAGGAUGAGCUGGAACAUCUGACCAAGAAAAUGCUGUAUGACAUGGAGAAUCCUCCCUCUGAUGACUACUUUGGGCGCUGUGCCCGCUGUGGGGAGAAUGUUGUUGGGGAAGGCACCGGCUGCACGGCCAUGGACCAGGUCUUCCACGUGGAGUGCUUCACCUGCAUGAUGUGCAACAACAAGCUGAGGGGCCAGCCUUUCUACGCGGUGGAGAAGAAAGCCUACUGUGAACCCUGCUAUAUUAACACGUUGGAGCAAUGCAGCGUCUGCGCAAAACCCAUCAUGGAAAGGAUCCUCCGAGCCACCGGGAAGGCUUACCAUCCGCACUGCUUCACCUGCGUGAUGUGCCAUCGCAGCCUGGAUGGGAUCCCCUUCACUGUGGAUGCUGGUGGGAACAUCCACUGCAUCGAGGAUUUCCAUAAGAAGUUUGCUCCGAGAUGUUCGGUGUGUAAGGAGCCCAUCAUGCCAGCCCCAGGACAAGAGGAGACCGUACGCAUUGUCGCCUUGGAUCGUGACUUCCAUGUCCAGUGCUACCGGUGUGAGGACUGUGGCGGCCUCCUGUCUGAAGGGGACAAUCAGGGCUGUUACCCUCUGGACGGGCACAUCCUUUGCAAGACCUGCAACUCUGCUCGGAUCCAGGCUCUGACUGCCAAGGCCAGCACUGAUCUCUGA